GCACCUAAAAACCAUGGAGGUUACGAGCAUGAUUUUAGUGAUAGUUCUGAUAUCUGUCAUCCACGUGACGCCCGUGCGUUGUUUCGGGAUCUUCACGAAUCAGGGGAACCUGGAGAAGCUGUACUUGAUGGAGGAGGAAAUCAUGAGUCUCACGGACGCGUUUCUGCGUCAGGAAUUCUUCAAACACGAAGGCGAAGAUCCUCACAACUUUACACACAUCGUCAAGUUUUCAGACAGAUGCAAACAGAUUCGCCGAGAGUCGCAGGGAAUCUUCGUGUACCUCAAACAUCCAAUCAACGUCUUCCACCUCGUCCGCAGGAUGCACGAACAAUGGCCGAACGCGCUGGAAAGGAUCUUGGGUAGUGAGCCGUGCCAAAAAUGGAAGGUAAAGGAGUUGAACAUGAGACUGGAAAACAUCAGGCACAACAUUCCGACAGAGAAGGACGUCUUCGUCACAGCCGCCAGUCUCGUUGUCAUCAGGCAGACGACGGGCACGCCAAUGGAGGAAUUUACUAAAGGGAAAAUCAACGGCCACGACUCGCUUGAGCCACUGACGUUGUCGGACAUGGUUUUGUUAGGCCGGGGUGCUUACGACGAGGGUUACUACGAACCUGCGAGGGACAUGCUGGCCCACGUCCAGAGAGUGUGUUCAGAACACAAGUCUUCUAGAGACGCUUCUGAUGCUGCUUGCGUUUCAAAGAAAAAUUUCGCAUUGAUAGCACAGGCUUAUGGAAAGAUGGGUCAGUUUGAGAAAGCAGUAGAAGCACUGGAUGAACUUUUAAAGAUUGAUCCCCAGUACACGUUGGCAAAAAUGAACAGAAAAUAUUUUUUGUCAAGAAUGAAAAAGUCAGAUACGACAACGGUUAAGAAGCAUAUUAACUGGAGGGUUAAAUAUACCACAACUUGUAGUGGAGAAAGGAAAAAGACCGCAUUACAGAAUUCACAGCUGAGAUGCCGAUAUUUCCCGACUAUCCACGAAUUUGUUUUCGUCAAAGCGGAAUGGUUGCACAACAGACCCCCAGUGGUUGUUUUCCACGAUUUGAUUCCAAACCAUAAUGUUAGAGCGCUCAAGAACUCAGGAUGGGCAAAGACGCAGUAUAUCGCCCACGAUGACCUGUAUGCAACGCCUAAUUUUGCUGCUGUCAUUCAUGGUACCCGGUCAGCAAACCUGUUUAACGAUACCAUCAACCGUUUGAAAGGACCUAUAGUCCCGCCCUUAAUUGCUGGUGAUGUUGAGGUUAGAAACUAUGGAAUGCAAGGCCUUUAUUUCAAAUCUAUACCACUAAAGAAGCUGUUUAAAAAAGAUGUUGCAUCUUACUUUCUUGAGCUUCCUUCUGAAUUCGAAGGUGGAGAGUAUGUCCUUCCGAAAUACAAAGUGAAAACACAGCUGCAACCUGGAUCCGUGCUGUUCCUUUUUGCUUCAAAGUCUAUUGUUAACAUCUGUCCAGUGACAUACGGAACGAAAUGGGCUGCCUUGCAGUCAUUGGCUGUAGUGAAAACUAAAUUUUGUCGGAUACACGAAAACUGGUGACGAAGCUUUCGAAUGUGAAUUAACUGAACAUUUAUUUAUAAGUGUGUUUAUAAUGUGCUUUGUUCUCAUGAUCAUACGACCUGGAUAUUUAACAUGCAUAACAAAGCAUUAAAGCAGGUUUCUGAUCAGUAAAGCCGGGGUCACACAGCAUGACUCGUGAAAGGUUAAAAGGACA
This is a messenger RNA of Gigantopelta aegis, 1706 nucleotides long. RefSeq names its product prolyl 4-hydroxylase subunit alpha-1-like. Gene Ontology annotation, molecular function: procollagen-proline 4-dioxygenase activity; protein binding. NCBI's taxonomy places the organism in Eukaryota, Metazoa, Mollusca, Gastropoda, Neomphalida, Peltospiridae. Bases 14 to 1531 code for a protein of 505 amino acids. Gene Ontology annotation, cellular component: endoplasmic reticulum. The transcript is spliced from 13 exons. The record is from RefSeq and is a predicted model, not a curated record.